AUGUCUAAGACGCACAGGUCUUGGGCCCACCAGAGGCAAAAUCCAUUUCCUUCCCAAUGCCACCCAAAACAAGAGAUGAAUUUCUUCCAGCAACAGCCACCCCCAUUUGGUGCAGCACCAAGACAAAUGAUGUUUCCCCCUAACUGGCAGGUGGGAGAGAAGGGCCCUAUUAACCUCACGCAGGACUUCAACUUUCUGACAUUGAACCAGCAGCCGCCAGUCAGGAACUUGAGCCAACAGUGGGAAAAGGAGCCUGAGAACAACCUGUUCAGCCAUUACGAGCAGAGGGUGCGCCCCUGCAUCGACCUCAUUGACUCCCUGCGGGCCCUGGGCGUGGAGCAGGACCUGGACCUGCCCGCCAUCGCUGUCAUUGGGGACCAGAGCUCAGGCAAGAGCUCUGUGCUGGAAGCUCUGUCGGGAGUCGCUCUUCCCAGAGGCAGUGGAAUUGUGACCAGGUGUCCGCUGGUGCUGAAACUGAAGAAGCAUCUGCAGGAGGAUGGGUGGAAGGGGAAGAUCAGCUACCGCCACACGGAGCUCCUGCUGCAGGACCCCUCCCAGGUUGAGAAGGAGAUACACAAAGCCCAGAACACCAUCGCUGGGAAUGGUGUUGGAAUUAGCCACGAGCUCAUUAGUCUGGAGAUCUCCUCCCCUGAGGUUCCGGAUCUGACCCUCAUUGAUCUUCCCGGCAUCACCAGGGUGGCUGUGGGAAAUCAGCCCCAGGACAUCGGACAGCAGAUCAAGGCUCUCAUCAAGAAGUACAUCCAGAGGCAGCAGACUAUCAACUUGGUUGUGGUCCCCUGCAACGUGGACAUCGCCACCACGGAGGCACUGAGCAUGGCUCAGGAGGUGGACCCCAAUGGAGAUAGGACCAUAGGGAUCCUGACCAAACCAGAUCUAGUGGACAAGGGCACUGAGAAAGGAGUCAUGAAUGUGGCCCGUAACCUCACAUACCGUCUCAAGAAGGGCUACAUGAUAGUGAAGUGCCGGGGCCAGCAGGAGAUCACCAACAAGCUGAGCUUGGCAGAGGCGACCAAGAAAGAAAUGGCAUUCUUCCAAACACAUCCGUACUUCAGAGUCCUCCUGGAGGAAGGGAAGGCAACAGUGCCCUGCGUGGCAGAGAAACUCACCGCCGAGCUCAUCGCACACAUCAAUAAAUCACUCCCGUUGUUAGAAAAUCAAAUAAGGGAGAACCACCAGAGGGCGACAGAGGAACUGCGUCAAUGUGGAGCUGACAUCCCCAGCCAGGACUCUGAUAAAAUGUUCUUUCUGAUUGAGAAAGUUAAAAUGUUUAAUCAGGACAUUGAAAAGUUAAUAGAAGGAGAAGAAGUUGUAAAGGAGACAGAGACCCGCUUAUAUAACAAAAUCAGAGAGGAAUUUAAAAACUGGGUACUCGUACUUAUAGCCAAUACCGAAAAAGUUAAAAAAAUUAUUCAUGAAGAAGUCUCGAAAUAUGAAAAGCAGUAUCGUGGCAAAGAGCUCCAUGGGUUUGUCAGCUACAAGACGUUCGAGGCCAUAGUGCAGCAGUACAUCCAGCAGCUGGUAGAGCCUGCGCUGAACAUGCUCCAGAAAGCUGUUGAAAUUGUCCAUCAAGCUUUCACUGACAUGGCCAAAAAACAUUUUACCGAAUUUUCCAACCUGAUUCAAACAGCCCAGAACAAGAUUGAAGACAUAAAAAUGAGACAGGCAGAAAAGGCAGAGAGGAUGAUCCAACUUCAGUUCCAAAUGGAGCAGCUGGUUUAUUGUCAAGAUCAGAUUUACAGCGCUGUCCUGAAGGAGGUCCGAGAAGAGCUGUUCAACCCAUUGGGAAAGCCCCCACAGCUGAAUUCCUCUGUUUUAAAUGAUUCCUCUUCAGUUUCCUCCAUUACUGAGAUAGGUGUCCACCUGAAUGCCUAUUUCUCGGAAACCAGCAAACGUCUCGCCAACCAGAUCCCAUUCAUAAUUCAGUUUUUCAUACUCCGAGAGAAUGGUGACUGGCUGCAGAAAGCUAUGAUGCAGAUACUACAGGAAAAAGACCACUAUUCCUGGUUGCUGCAAGAACAGAGCGAAACCGCCACCAAGAGAAGAUUCCUUAAGGAGAGAAUUUACCGGCUCACACAGGCACGGCAGGCCCUCUGCAAAUUCUCCAUGGAGCAGCUCCGUUGA
Messenger RNA from Cynocephalus volans (Philippine flying lemur), 2142 nucleotides. It is a transcript of the gene MX2, whose product is annotated as MX dynamin like GTPase 2. Gene Ontology annotation, biological process: defense response to virus. NCBI's taxonomy places the organism in Eukaryota, Metazoa, Chordata, Mammalia, Dermoptera, Cynocephalidae. The coding region runs from base 1 to 2142 and encodes 713 amino acids. The record is from RefSeq and is a predicted model, not a curated record. Gene Ontology annotation, molecular function: GTPase activity; GTP binding; microtubule binding. Gene Ontology annotation, cellular component: cytoplasm; nucleus; microtubule. The transcript has 13 exons.